AUGGCAGAAAAACCCCAAUAUAGAGUACCACUCGAUUUUUUGGAUUUGGAUUCUCAGAAAUUUGUAUCCAAAGAACAGAUUAAGCCAUGGUUGCAAGAAGGCUUGCAAAACAGCGGCAUUCAUGUUGUCAUUGAACGAUCCGAUACCAGUAAGAUCAUUUUCAAAUGCAAGAACAAGGAGAAAAAGACCAAAGUGGUCGAGUCCAAAAAUAAAAAUACCAAGAUCCCCGUGAGGCGACAUACAACGUGUCCGUUCAAAAUAAGAGCAAACUAUAGCGUUCGAAAUAAAGUAUGGACUAUUCUGAUGGUCAAUGACACCCACGACCACGUUGUGCUCCCGCCGCAACUGGUGGGCCAGUCCGUUGUUGAAGAUCUAUCCCAGCUCAGUAGCAAUAGCAACAGCAAUAGCAAUAACAACUUGGGAAAUGGCAUGAGUUUGAGUAUGAGCAAUAUGAAGACAAAACUGCGGAUGGAAUCAAAUUCAAGCAGUCGCAAAAAUAGUACCGGCGAUAAUCAAAGCUUGUCAACCUCGGCUUUUUCCAAUAGAAACAGCGACGAGUCAAAGGAUAGUCCUCCUACAUCGCUCACCUCGAUUGGUGAAGGAUUAUCAGGCACCGAUGAUAGCUCUUCUGGUGCCAGCUCCAACGGCAAUGGCAACGGCAGUGGCAAAAGGAGGAGAAAAUCUCAACUGGCCAAUGGCACGGCCAAGCCCAAGAAGUUUAAGGAAGAGCCGCCAAUCAGCAAUAGUCAUAAAUCGGGGAUGGGGUCCAGAAUCGACCACAAGCAGAUGAACCCUUAUAACCAAAAUGAACUUCUCAAGAGACCUGUGGAACAGAUCCCAAACGGCGGGGCUCUCCAAGGAAAUUUCCUCCAAACCCCACAACUUCCGCCAAUACCUCCUGUUGACCCACAACCAAAGCAGCUGCGACAAAAGAAUCAUCCAUCUCCUAAUAAAAAAAGUCACCACCUGCGUCAUUUACCGAAUGCCUAUGCAUUUCCUACUCAACAACAACAGCAACAACAACAACAACAACAACAACAACAAUCACAACCACAAUUAAUGAAUGAACCACCACCCACUUCAAACCAGAGCCAAAUGUACUCCAUUUACGCAUUGCAGAAUUUGCAAAAUCAAGUGCGGGAAAAUGUCAAGAUCAACAUUCUCAAUGACCCCAGGAUCACCCCGCAGCAAAAGACAACCAUGUUGGACUCGUUUGUGUCCCAGUUGCUCCUCGAUUACCGAAACUAUUUUAGUCCGCAGUUUAUGAUGUCCUUGAAAGAGAAUCUAUUCGACCAAGGCAAAAAUGCAGGUGUUUCUCUCCCUGCAAACAACGAUUUCACUCCAACAAAUCACACUUUGCUUCUGCAACAGCAACAGCAACAGCAACAGCAACAGCAACAGCAGCAGCAACAGCAACAUCAGAAUCAUCACCAGAAUCACAAUCACCACCAUCAGAACAUUCUGAAAAAAAACAUGCUCAGCAAUUGGCUACUCUCGGCACCAAACGGAACAAACGGCAACACAGCGUCGAUUCCAUUGUCUCCGCUCUUGAACGACAAUGCCACCAACACUGACUACUCUUCUGCGGCCGCGGCUGCGGCUGCUGCUGCGGCUGCUGCUGAUGCCGCGGCUGGAGUGCUACCGGCAAACUCCGGCAUUUACGGAAGCGGACUAGAUAAUAUGAAAAUCUCGCCGCCUCAAAUGAAUGGUCAAAGCAAUGGACAAGUCCAUUCCAAUAGUUCCAGCGGCCACUCCGCUACUUCCUUCAAUUAUAACCAACCCCUCAGUGCAAACGAUCAAGCUCAGAAUCAAUUACCACCGCUCAAUAUACAAGGUCCGCCCAAGGACAUUAACCUAGCAGAUUUCCCCUUGAGCAACAACCCACUUCCACCUGCAUCCCAGAAUAACUCCAACAUAAAAUCAAGUCACCAUUAUAACAUGUACAACUCAAACAAUGGUGGGUUCCCUAGCAUCAACAAUCUCAACACCCCAACCUCCUUAAUGCCCCCGCUAAACACAGCUGCAUCGACGCUCAACCCAUCGCAAAUCCUCAAACAUGGAAACGGCUCAACCAAUUCUAAUUCGCAUUCGCAUUCCCAUCCCCAUUCCAAUUCCCAUUCCAACGGGACGUCCAACGGCAAUGGCAAUGGCAAUGCGAGCACCAAUGGUGGUUCAUUAUCCACGGGAAUGAACUACAGCGGAUCAGGAAAAGGCAUAAACCUCCAUAACAACAGUUUUCUCGGCUCAUCGCUAUUGAGCUCGGCGUUCUUGUUUGGACCAAUGAAUAACCCAUCAUUGGGUCACGCUAAUGGCACAAGUGGGGCGUUGAGCUUUGGAGCUGGCGACAAAGAUGGCAACGGCGUCGCCGGUGGCGGUGUUGGUGGUACGAACAUCAUGAACAAUAUGACAAGUUAUGAUUCAGGAUGA
Messenger RNA from Lodderomyces beijingensis, 2427 nucleotides. NCBI's taxonomy places the organism in Eukaryota, Fungi, Ascomycota, Pichiomycetes, Serinales, Debaryomycetaceae. The record is from the annotation of a GenBank genome assembly.